Molecule: messenger RNA, 1710 nt
Organism: Dichotomopilus funicola
Lineage: Eukaryota; Fungi; Ascomycota; Sordariomycetes; Sordariales; Chaetomiaceae
Exons: 1
Coding region: 1-1710 (569 amino acids)
Source: RefSeq, a predicted model, not a curated record
AUGGGGUACUUCGUGGGUGUUACGAGCACCGGCUUCGUCGGCAGCGGUGAGAUGAGCGCGGUGACCUCGUUCCAACCAUGCCACAUCUUCGGUGACCAGAUGCUCAUCGGCGCGGGCAUCCGAAUCGGAUUCUACCUGCUCUACGCCGCUGCUAUUCUUGCUGUCUUGUUCGGCGUCGACAAGCAGUUCCGAUUCUGGCACGGCGCAUGGGGCAUUUUGACUCUAUCUCUCUUCACGGCCAUGUUCCUGAACGUGGUGGACUACAACCUCAUUAUCAUCGACUACGCCGUCCUGAUUCAGCUCGUUCUCUGGUACCCGGUAUACUUCGUGCUGACCGUCUUGUUCCGCCAAGCGCUCGUUGUGGACGGUAAAGACCAGCCAAAGGCCGAUGCCGAGUACCAAGAACGACUGCAGCGUUAUCGGCGGGCAAUUGUAACGGAUCUCGACGUUGCGCGCGCCCGCGCCUAUGCGGAUGUUCUCAAAGCAUUUGCUCUCCAUGCCGCAGCGGAAGAGGCAGAGCGGGACCACGAUUCCGCACAGGCCGCUCUCAGCCAUGCUGUUCAACACUAUGUCUCACACUGGCAUGAGCAAGUCGAGCUCGACGACGGCCGGCACAGCGAGGAUGUUCAGAUCGACGGCGGCGCCGUUACCACAGUCUACAACACCGAGCUGAUCGAAGAAAUCGCCGCUGCCCCGACCCGCGCCGACAUUGACAAACUCCGCGAUCUCUACGUCGCCGCCCUAGUCCACUCGCAGCAAUCCAUCUCCGAGGCCCGGGCCACCGAACAAGAAGUGGCUCUCAUCGCCUCUGAAGAACUGCGCAUCAAACGCCGCGCCAGAGCUCCGAAGCAAUCACUUCGCCAUUUCCUCCUCACCACGAGCUACAAAGACCAGCUGACCGCGGCCAUCGGCCUGCUGAUCUGGUCCGCCUUCAUGUUCGGCACGGCCGCGCUCAACUGGCCCCUCCUACACAACGGCAACAAGUCCUCGGGCGCCUGCGACAACGUACCCACCGUGUACUUCGUCUUCGCCCCGAAAAAGCCCUUCGCAGACGCCGGCUUCACCACCUUCUUGCGCGUCUGGACAGUCGGCGUCUGCCUCGUAGCCGUGGUCACCACCGCCCUGGGCCUCUUCAUCCUGGUCGUCAGCGUCAUCGGCCCCGCCGCCGUCGGUCUCCGGCCGUGGACCAAGCGAAAGCCCCACAACAACGACAGCACGGCUGAAGCAGAGGAAGGCCCCGCGACAGCGUACGCACAAGAUCCACGCGCUUCGAGGGGGUUUUCCCAAAAGGCGCGCGGCCGGCAUACACAGGAGAUCCUCGCGUGUCUGCACCACAGCGAGACACGUUCAUUUCAGCACCGGUACCGUAGCCGGACGACGGCGCCUGCGCGGUUUAGUCUAUGGAAUUUCCCCUGGGCUGUGCUGCUCGCGGUGUUGUUGGUGAUCACGAUUGUGUGUGCUGAAUUGACCGUCUCACGGCAAGGCCCGAAUAACAACACGCCGCUGGACUUUGCGCGGCCGCCACUUCAUGAGACGUCGGAGAUUCUGGCGUUUUUAGUGGGGUUGUAUUCGCUGAUUUUGACGCUGUUGAGUGUUAUUGGGGCGUUUGGCGCGGCCUUCUUGCGGAACCGACGUCGCAAGAACCGGACGGAGGGUGGGGCUCAGCAGGGAGAGAAGGGGAAGGGACAGCAGCCUGGGGUUGCGUACUAG